Messenger RNA from Pseudophryne corroboree (corroboree frog), 1637 nucleotides. Its product is annotated as keratin, type I cytoskeletal 19-like. Bases 1 to 1422 code for a protein of 473 amino acids. Gene Ontology annotation, molecular function: structural molecule activity. The transcript is spliced from 7 exons. Gene Ontology annotation, biological process: intermediate filament organization; epithelial cell differentiation. Lineage: Eukaryota; Metazoa; Chordata; Amphibia; Anura; Myobatrachidae. Gene Ontology annotation, cellular component: cytoskeleton. The record is from RefSeq and is a predicted model, not a curated record.
AUGAGUGUCAAGCAAAGCCACAGAUCUUCUUCUGGCUCUUUGAGAGGCUUGGGAGGUGGAAGUUCUACGGUUACUCGCACGUCACAUGUGCAAUCAAGUGGAUCUUACAGAUCACCCAGCGUUCAUGGUAGCUUUGGCGGGAGAAGCUUAAGCGGUUCCCAUGGAUUUGGAGGUCUUGGAAGUGCAUCUACUGGAAGUGUCAACCUAGGUUUAGGUUAUGGUGGUGGCAAUGCUGGAAGCUUUAGCUCUGGCUUUGGAUCGGUCGGAGGUGGUGGUGGAAGCUUUGGAUCCGGGUAUGGUUUUGGUAGCGCCCAUGUUUCUGGAGGUGACAACAUUCUGAAUAUCAAUGAGAAGGAAACUAUGCAGCUUCUAAAUGACCGACUGGCAUCCUAUCUAGAAAAAGUCCACAGAUUGGAACAGGAAAACACACAACUGGAGAAGAAUAUUAGAGAGUGGUACGACAAACAGGUCCCAUAUACAUCCCCUGAUUUCCAUCCAUACUUUAAAAACAUUGAGGAUCUUCAACAUAAGAUCUUGCAAGCAAGUACCAACAAUGCCAGCAUCCUGCUUCAGAUUGACAAUGCUCGGCUGGCUGCUGAUGACUUCAAAACCAAGUUUGAAAAUGAAGCAGCUCUCCGCAUGGGUGUAGAGGCCGAUAUCAAUGGACUGCGCCGUGUCCUGGAUGAGCUGUUGCUGGCUAAGAAUGACCUAGAAAUGCAACUGCAGACUCUGAAUGAGGAGUUGACCUACCUGAAGAAAAACCAUACUGAGGAGGUAAACAGCCUUCGCAGUCAGCUGGGCGCCAGAGUCAAUGUGGAAGUGGAUGCUGCUCCUGCUGUGGACCUGAACAAAGUACUGUCAGAAAUAAGGGAUCAAUAUGAAAAUAUGAUGGCUAGCAACGUCAAGGAGGCUGAGAAGUGGUUCGUGGACAAGAGUGAAGAGCUGAACGUGCAGAUGACCAGCAGUGCCCAGCAGCUCCAGACACACAGCACAGAAAUCCUCCAACUCAAACACACAACUCAAAACUUGGAGAUAGAUCUUCAAACGCAAAACAGCAUGGCAACUGCCUUGGAGAACAGUUUGGCUGAGACAGAAGGUCGUUACUGCUCCCAGCUAGCUCAGCUGCAGGAUAUGAUUUCCAAUGUUGAGGCGCAACUGGCUGAGCUGAGGUCUGACCUGGAGAGACAGAAUUUCGAGUACAAAGUUCUCAUGGAUGUGAAGACACAUCUGGAAAAGGAAAUAGCAACAUACAGACAUCUGCUUGAUGGAGAAGACAUUCAGCGGGGCAAUUGGAAUUUAAGGAACAGUUCUAGUGUUACAUCAGGCUCAGGUGGCUCAGGAGGAAUGGGUGGAAUGAGCCAUUCUGGUAAUGGGAAACCAAGAACAAUAGUGGAAGACAUUCAUCAGUCCAAACAGAAUUAAUAUCUGGCACAGUAAUGUCAGCCUUGUCACAGACGCUUAUAUGGCACACAAUAGAAUUAUGUUCAGCCUUCUUCAUUCUUUCUUGGUUUCUUGUUCCUUUCAAGCAUAAGUGCUAGGUAACAUCAGUUAAAUGCAGUAUUUAGUCAAAACCCCAAAGUGAAAUGCUUACUUUAUUAUGACUUAUAGAUCAUGAGACACUAGCCAGUGGAGGGACA